Molecule: messenger RNA, 8244 nt
Organism: Sturnus vulgaris (Common starling)
Lineage: Eukaryota; Metazoa; Chordata; Aves; Passeriformes; Sturnidae
Gene: MAP1B
Product: microtubule associated protein 1B
Biological process (GO): dendrite development; axonogenesis; microtubule cytoskeleton organization
Cellular component (GO): neuronal cell body; dendrite; synapse
Molecular function (GO): actin binding; microtubule binding
Source: RefSeq, a predicted model, not a curated record
CGCGGGGCGGAGGCGAUGGCCACCGUAGUGGUGGAAGUGGAUUCGGAGCCCUCCUGCAGCAUCCCCAACCCGACCUCCACUUCGCCCAGUCUCUCCCACCGCUUCCUAGACAGCAAGUUUUACCUGCUGGUGGUCAUCGGCGAGCUGGUGACUGAGGAGCACCUGCGGCGGGCCAUCGCCAAUAUCGAGCGAGGAAUCCGAUCAUGGGACACAAACUUGGUCGAAUGCAACUUGGAUCAAGAACUGAAACUUUUUGUGUCUCGCCAUUCAGCUCGAUUCUCUCCUGAAGUUCGAGGUCAGAAGAUUCUUCACCACAGAAGUGAUGUCUUAGAAACUGUAGUCCUCAUCAAUCCCUCAGAUGAAGCAGUUAGUACUGAGGUGCGCUUAAUGAUCACAGAUGCUGCAAGGCACAAGCUCCUUGUUCUAACUGGCCAGUGCUUUGAAAACACAGGAGAGCUUAUUCUUCAGUCAGGGUCCUUCUCCUUCCAGAACUUCAUUGAGAUCUUCACAGAUCAAGAGAUUGGUGAACUGUUGAGCACCACACACCCUGCGAACAAAGCCAGCCUAACUCUUUUCUGCCCUGAGGAAGGGGACUGGAAAAAUUCCAACCUUGAUAGACACAACCUUCAAGACUUUAUUAACAUUAAACUCAACUCAGCUUCCAUAUUGCCUGAGAUGGAAGGACUCUCUGAAUUCACAGAAUAUCUGUCAGAAUCAGUAGAAGUGCCAUCACCUUUUGACAUUUUGGAACCUCCAACCUCAGGAGGUUUCUUGAAGCUCUCCAAGCCCUGCUGUUACAUUUUCCCAGGGGGAAGAGGAGACUCUGCAUUGUUCGCAGUGAAUGGAUUCAAUAUGCUUAUCAAUGGAGGAUCUGAAAGAAAAUCUUGUUUUUGGAAACUUAUCCGGCACUUGGACAGAGUAGAUUCCAUUCUGCUCACUCACAUCGGAGAUGACAAUCUGCCAGGAAUCAAUAGCAUGCUUCAGCGAAAGAUAGCUGAACUAGAAGAGGAACAGUCUCAAGGGUCUACUACCAACAGUGACUGGAUGAAAAAUCUGAUCUCACCUGAUUUAGGAGUUGUGUUCCUUAAUGUACCUGAGAACCUGAAGAACCUGGAUCCUAAUCUUAGAGUUAAAAGGAGUGUAGAAGAAGCUUGUUUUACUCUCCAGUAUUUAAAUAAAUUGUCUAUGAAACCAGAACCUCUUUUCAGAAACACAGGAAAUACCAUUGACCCUAUAAUUUUAUUUCAGAAAAUGGGAGUUGGCAAACUUGAGAUGUAUGUGCUUAAUCCUGUCAAAAACAGCAAAGAGAUGCAAUAUUUUAUGCAGCAGUGGAGCGGUAGUAACAAAGAUAAAGCUGAAUUCCUGCUACCAAAUGGCCAAGAACUAGACAUUCCAUUAUCCUACUUCACCUCAGUGUCAUCCCUGAUUGUGUGGCAUCCAGCUAAUCCUGCAGAAAAAAUAAUCCGAGUUCUCUUUCCUGGAAACAGCACCCAGUAUAAUAUUCUAGAGGGACUAGAAAAACUCAAACACUUAGACUUCCUUAAACAACCAAUGGUUACACAAAAAGACCUAACUGGGAACAUUGCUAGUCCGGCUGUGAAACAAGCAAAAUUGAAACAGCGAACAGAUAGCAAGGAGAGUCUGAAGCCUGCUGCAAAGACACCACCAAAUAAGCCUGUCAGAAAGGAAUCUAAAGAAGAAACACCAGAGCCUGUGAAGCCUAGUCCAGUACCAGAAAAGCCUCAGAAGCUAGAAAGCAAAGAAAAAGUUCCAGCUAAAAAAGAAAAGCCAGCAAAAGUAGAGACCAAACCAAUAGUGGUGGAAAAAGACAUUGCAAGUAAGGAAGAACAACCAGUGAAAUCUGAAAUUCCUGAAAAACAAAGUACAGAUGUAAAACCAAAAUUGUCAAAGGAGAAGACAGUGAAAAAGGAAGUCAAAUCAAAACCUGAAGAAAAGAAGGAGGACAAAGAAAAGCCAAAGAAAGAGGUUUCUAAAAAAGAGGAGAAAACACCCAUCAAAAAAGAGGAAAAACCAAAAAAAGAAGAGAUCAAGAAAGAAGUUAAAAAAGAGGUGAAAAAGGAAGAGAAGAAGGAAACAAAGAAGGAAAUAAAGAAAGAAGCUUCAACAAAAGACGUGAAAAAAGAAACUAAAAAAGAAGAGAAGAAGGAAAUCAAGAAGGAAGACAAAGAAGCCAAAAAGGACAUCAAGAAGGUUCCUAAAGAAACAAAGAAGACAGCUACUCCUUCAAAUGAUGCAAAAAAGCCAGCAGCAAAGCCUAAACCACAAAAGAAGGAGGAACCUGCUAAAAAAGAAGCAGUACCUGCUGGAAAGCCAAAGGAAAAAGGAAAAGUUAAGAGUGUGAAGAAGGAUCUCAAAGUCAGUGGAGCACAAGCUGCCCUUGCAGCAGUUGGAGCCACAACUCUAGCAGCUGCAGAAAUUACAGCUGGUGGAAAGGAGCUUGAAGCAGAGAGAUCCCUUAUGUCUUCACCAGAGGAUUUAACAAAGGAUUUUGAGGAAUUAAAAGCUGAAGAGGUAGAAACAAUAAAAGAAACUAAAUCUCAAGUUGCACUUACAAAGGAUGAUCUGAAACUCACUGGCACCGUACAAAAAGAUGCCUUUGAAAUACAAAAAGAAAAAUUGGAUAAUGAAGGACCUGCUGAGUCAUCUGAUGAAGGCAUAACUACCACAGAGGCUGAGGGUGAGUGUGAGCAGACACCGGAAGAAUUGGAACCUGUGGAAAAACACAAGGUUGAUGACAAUGAAAAGUUUGAAGAUGAGGGAACUGGUUUGGAAGAAUCAUCUGAAGCAGAUUAUGAAGAAAAGGCAGAGACAGAAGAAGCUGAAGAACGAGAUGAAAGUGAAGGAGAAAAAACACGACUGGAUGCCACAAAAACAUAUAUGGAAGAAUCAAGAAAAAUUGAAGAUGGCUCAGAAAAAGUAAUGACUCAAGCAGAUGUUAACAUUAAAGAUGAAAAGUAUAUUGAAAAGGCAGAUUAUGAGGCAUCUGAUGAACGAGCUGAAGAAGACAGGGAAGAAGCAAUAGAAAAGGCAGAAACUGAAGAAACUGAAGAAGAUGAGGAAGACAAAGCAGAAGACAUCAGAGAUGAAGAGGAAACUGAAAAAACAGAAGCUGAAGAAGAUUAUGUGAUGGCUGUGGUAGACAAAGCUGCAGAAUCUGGGGAAGCCGAGGAUAAAUAUGGCUUACUCAUAAUUACACCCACUAAACGCUCAGAGUCUCAGUCUCCAGUGAUUGAACCAGCUUCUUCCAUCCAUGAUGAGACACUACCUGGUGGUUCAGAAAGUGAAGCCACCGUUUCCGAUGAAGAAAAUAGAGAAGAUCAACCUGAGGAAUUCACUGCUACUUCAGGUUACACACAGUCCACCAUUGAAAUAUCCAGUGAACCAACUCCAAUGGAUGAAAUGUCAACACCCCGAGAUGUCAUGAGUGAUGAAACUAACAAUGAGGAAAGCGAGUCACCCUCUCAGGAAUAUGUGAACAUUACCAAGUAUGAGACAUCACUGUACUCUCAAGAGUUCAGCAGAGCUAAACUUUCUCCACUUCCAGAUGCUUUUAAUGGGUUAUCUGAAGGAUCCAAAACAGAGGCCACAGAAGGUAAGGAUUAUAAUGCCUCAGCUUCCACCAUCUCACCACCCUCUUCACUAGAGGAAGACAAAUUCUGCAAAUCUGCAUUCCAAGAUGUAUACCGGCAAAGAGAAAGUGAAAUCCAAGGCACUGACAAAUUAGAAAUCAAAGAACCCUAUCAAGAAGAUGGUGGAAAGGAUAGUUCAGCCAAGAGUCCAGCUGACAGUUUGUCCCCUCCAUCGCCUGUUGCCAGAACACCACUGAGUGAACGUAGUGUGAACUUUUCACUCACUCCCAAUGAGAUCAAGGUUCCUUCUGAGUCUGUCCCCACUGCUAAAUUGCCUGAUGUACACCAGGAAGUUGCUGAAGAGCACUGUGUAAGCCCUGAAGAUAAAACAUUAGAAGUAGCAUCUCCUUCACAGUCUGCUGCUGGUAGUGCUGGCCACACACCUUAUUAUCAGUCUCCCACUGAUGAAAAGUCCAGUCAGCUUCCCUCUGAAACCAGUGAAAAGUCAACAGAAGCUCCUGUUAGCUUUGAGUUCAGUGAAGUCAAAGAUGAGUCUGCAAAAUGCAGAAUAAGCCCUAUGGAUGAGCCUGUGCCAGAUUCAGAAUCUCCUAUUGAAAAGGUUCUCUCUCCUCUGCGAAGUCCACCACUGAUAGGUUCAGAGACCCCUUAUGAUACAUUUUUGAGUGCUGAUUUAAAGUCUCCCACCAGAGAUUACGGAAGUCCUUCUGAGGGGAAACCUGAAAAAGACAAAUCACCUGCUCAGAUGAGCCCAGCUUCUGAAGCAAGCUCUGUGGGCCUCUUCCAAGAUAAACAAGAUGAAAAAAGCAUGGAAUUUAUGGUAAUUAAGGAAAGCUUCAGCCUGGAAAGGAAAAUGGAGGAUACAGAACCCAGCAGCUCUCAGUCUUCACUGGUCUUGGAUGAGCGGAAGUUAGCAGGUGAUCUCUCACCGACUCAAAUAGAUAUCAGUCAGUUUGGUUCUUUAAAAGAAGAUACCAAAAUGUCAAUUUCUGAAGGCACUGUCUCUGACAAGUCUGCAACUCCUGUUGAUGAGGUUGUUGCAGAAGACACCUAUUCCCAUAUAGAAGGAGUAGCUUCUGUCUCUACAGCAUCUGUUGCUACUAGUUCAUUUCCAGAACCAACGACUGAUGAUGUAUCUCCUUCUUUGCAUGCUGAGGUUGGUUCUCCCCACUCUACUGAAGUUGAUGAUUCCCUCUCAGUCUCAGUUGUACAAACACCAACAACUUUUCAGGAAACAGAAAUGUCUCCAUCAAAAGAAGAGUGUCCAAGGCCUAUGUCAAUUUCUCCACCAGAUUUUUCACCUAAAACUGCAAAAUCAAGAACACCGGUGCUUGAUCACAGAUCUCCUGAGCAGUCAGCUAUGUCAGUAGAAUAUGGUCGGGAGUCACCUGAGCAGUCUUUAGCAAUGGAUUUUAGUAGGCAGUCUCCUGAAUAUCCUGCUGUAGGCACUAGUGUACACCAUAUAUCUGAAAAUGGACCAACAGAAGUAGAUUACAGCCCUUCAGAUGUACAGGAGUCUCCUUUUGCACGGAAGAUUUCACCUGUGGAACAGUCAUAUUACUCUCAAGAGAAAGAUAUUUCAGAAAUUAUUUCAGUUUCUCAAAUUGAAGCUUCAUCCUCAACUUCAUCAGCUCAUACGCCUUCCCAGGUAGCUUCACCACUGCCAGAGGAAACCUUUUCAGGUGGUGUUCCACCCAGAGAGAUGUCACUGCAUUCUUCUUUUACCUCAGAAAAGGUGCAGAGCCUAGGAGAAAAGCUGUCACCAAAAUCUGACCUAUCUCCAUUAACUCCAAGGGAAUCUUCUCCCCUGUACUCACCUACUUUUCCAGAUUCACCUCCUGCAGUCACAGAGGCAGUGUCAGCUAGUCACACACCGUUGUUGUCACAGCGAGUGUCUUCUGUCAAAGCCUUUGGUUAUCAGGAGCCCCUAUCAAAGCACAGUCCAGAACCUUUACUCAGCCCAGAUAAAGAAGAUUCAGAGAAAAGCAGCAGGUCACCAGAAGAACUUAGUUAUUCAUAUGAGGCCAGAGAGAAAACUACUAGGUCACCAGAGAAUAUUAGUUAUUCCUAUGAGGCAGUAGGAAAAUCUACUAGGUCACCUCAAGACAUGGAUUAUUCCUAUGAGACAAGCAGAAAAACUACUAGGUCUCCUGAGACCACAGAUUAUUCCUAUGAGAUAACCAGGAACAGUACUAGGUCACCCGAGGAUACAGACUAUUCAUAUGAGAUAAUUGCAAAAAAUAUGAGGUCAUCUGAAGUCACAGAUUAUUCUUAUCAGAUAACAGGGAAAACCACCAUGUCACCAGGGGCCACAGAUUAUUCCUAUGAGACAGCUGGGAAAACCACCAAAUCACCUGAAGCCACAGAUUAUUCCUAUGAGUUAACUGGGAAAGCUACCAGAUCACCUGAUACUAUGGAUUACUCCUAUGAGACAAGGAAAACUUCUAAGUCACCAGAAGCUGUUGGCUACUGCUAUGAGACAAUUGGGAGUACCACCAGGUCAUCAGAGGCCAUGACUUACUCUUAUGAGACAACUGGGAAAGCCUCCAGUUCACCUGAAGCCACAGACUACUCAUUCGAGACAACUGGGAGAGCCAGCACUGGGAGGUCACCCGAAGCUACCAGCUAUUCCUAUGAAGCAAGUGCACCUUUUACUCCAAGUAAAUCACUAGCAGAAUCCCGUCAAGAUGUUGACUUAUGCCUUGUGUCCUCUUGUGAAUAUAAACAUCCCAAAACUGAACUCUCACCCUCAUUUAUCAACCCAAAUCCCCUUGAGUGGUUUGCAAGUGAAGAACAGUCUCAAGACCAAGAGAAGCCACUAACUCAGGCUGGGGGAGCUCAGCCUCCUUCGGGGGGAAAGCAGCAAGGGCGGCAGUGUGAUGAGACCCCUCCCACAUCUGUGAGCGAGUCUGCCCCGUCUCAGACCGAUUCGGAUGUUCCCCCGGAGACUGAGGAAUGCCCUUCCAUCACUGCAGAUGCUAACAUUGACUCAGAAGAUGAGUCAGAAACCAUUCCAACGGACAAGACAAUUACAUACAAACACAUUGAUCCACCGCCUGUCCCAAUGCAGGAUCGCAGCCCUUCCCCCAGGCAUCCUGAUGUUACCAUGGUUGAUCCAGAGGCUCUGCCGGUUGAACAGAAUUUAGGUAAAGCUUUGAAGAAGGACCUUAAAGAAAAGACAAAGACGAAAAAGCAGGGCACAAAGACCAAGUCAUCUUCUCCUGUUAAAAAAAGUGAUGGUAAAUCAAAACAAGUGGCCUCACCAAAGCCAGCUACGAAAGAAUCUUUAGAAAAAAUUUCCAGAACAGCUUCUCCAAAAAAGAAGGAAUCUGUGGAGAAGGCAACCAAAAAUAUCUCUAAUCCAGAGGUAAAGUCUCGAGCAGAAGAGAAAGAUAAGGAUACCAAGAAUGCAGCAAAUACAACAACAUCCAAGUCGGCAAAGACUGCAACCACAGGACCUGGGAAUACUAAGGUGGCAAAAUCUACAGCAGUGCCUCCGGGACCUCCAGUGUAUUUGGAUCUGGUGUACAUUCCCAACCACAGCAAUAGCAAGAAUGUUGAUGUUGAGUUUUUCAAGAGGGUGCGGUCAUCCUACUAUGUGGUGAGCGGGAAUGAUGCUGCGGCCGAGGAGCCAAGCAGGGCUGUUCUGGACUCCCUGCUGGAGGGCAAGGCGCAGUGGGAGAGUAACAUGCAGGUGACUUUAAUCCCAACCCAUGACUCAGAAGUGAUGAGGGAAUGGUAUCAAGAGACACAUGAGAAACAGCAGGAUCUUAACAUCAUGGUUUUGGCAAGCAGCAGCACCGUUGUUAUGCAAGAUGAAUCUUUUCCUGCAUGCAAGAUUGAACUGUAAGAACAAGAUCGUGCAUUACAAGACGAAACUUUGUUUCCAGAAAUCCGUCAGUUUGAAAACACCUUAUCUGAAAAUUCAACUCAUCUAUUUCAACUGCUGAACUAUAUACCUGCCAAAUGCUAUACUGUGUCACAGUGAUGCAAGUCACUAAUAUUUUUCAGUCUUUGUUGGUUGCUAAGGGAAAUAACAGUCUUCCCAUAGUAGAGUACAAAUUACUGCGAAAAUACAGAUCCAGUUGCAUCUCCACUGAACAUUUUGAAACCAUGCACUAGCAACCCUAAAUGACUUUUGCCAGGUAGAGGCAUUUGCCCUCUAAAGAAACACAAAGAGAGAAAGAGAGAGGGGUAGGAGGAGAAAGUAGUAAAUUAUUAGGUCUGCAUUAGUCUCAUGGCAAUAGAUGUAUCGCUUACUACAGCCUGCUUAUGUUCUCACAUGUGAAGAAAGUUUUAAAUUUUUAUCAAAUAUGAGCUAUCACUAUGGGGAUCCUUUUUUUAAAGAAUUAAGUUAGCUCAAAAAUAUAAAUAAAGAGAACAUGGCUAGGAAGGGAUGUAUGACCUAAUCACUCAUCAGCAGCUUUCCACUUUAAUUUGAACUCUGCAUACUGACACACCGUAACAAUCAUAGGCCAAAUAUGCAUGUAGUCUGCACCCCAUCCAGAAGUCUAAAACCUUUCUUACAACAUGCAGAAUUAUUGGUCUAAGGCAUGCUUCCAGUGAAAGCCCACUCACUCCAGCCAGAACUGACCAGUCCACAUGCUUGAACACCCAUGUCCACUGUCGAUUACCU